Messenger RNA from Exophiala mesophila, 1119 nucleotides. RefSeq lists its product as uncharacterized. Gene Ontology annotation, cellular component: nucleus; cytoplasm. The transcript has 2 exons. The record is from RefSeq and is a predicted model, not a curated record. Gene Ontology annotation, biological process: peptidyl-serine phosphorylation; signal transduction; endocytosis. The coding region runs from base 1 to 1119 and encodes 372 amino acids. Gene Ontology annotation, molecular function: protein serine/threonine kinase activity; ATP binding. Lineage: Eukaryota; Fungi; Ascomycota; Eurotiomycetes; Chaetothyriales; Herpotrichiellaceae.
AUGACCACAAUGGAUCUGCGUGUUGGCAACAAGUACCGCAUCGGUCGAAAGAUUGGCAGUGGUUCCUUUGGUGACAUCUACUUGGGAACUAAUAUCAUCUCUGGGGAAGAGAUUGCCAUCAAACUUGAAUCCGUCAAGGCCAAACACCCUCAACUCGAAUACGAAGCUCGUGUCUACAAAUCUCUCGCAGGCGGUGUCGGCAUCCCGUUCGUUCGUUGGUUUGGAACAGAAUGUGAUUACAACGCAAUGGUUCUUGAUCUGCUCGGCCCGUCUUUGGAAGAUCUCUUCAAUUUCUGCAACCGAAAAUUCUCCCUCAAGACUGUCUUGCUUCUGGCAGAUCAGCUCAUCUCACGAAUCGAAUACAUCCACGCCAAGUCUUUCAUCCAUCGCGAUAUCAAACCCGACAACUUCCUCAUGGGUAUUGGCAAGCGAGGAAAUCAGGUCAAUGUGAUUGAUUUCGGUUUGGCCAAGAAGUACAGAGACCCAAAGACUCACUUCCAUAUCCCAUACCGUGAGAACAAGAACUUGACUGGCACGGCUCGAUACGCCUCCAUCAACACCCAUCUUGGUGUUGAACAAUCACGACGUGACGACAUGGAAUCUUUGGGUUACGUUAUGCUCUACUUCUGCCGCGGCUCUCUCCCAUGGCAAGGCUUGAAGGCCGCCACCAAGAAGCAAAAGUACGAUAGAAUUAUGGAGAAGAAGAUGACUACGCCCACCGAAGUGUUGUGCCGUGGAUUCCCCAAUGAAUUCGCCAUCUAUCUCAACUACACCCGCUCUCUCCGAUUCGACGACAAGCCAGACUACUCGUAUCUCAGAAAGAUCUUCCGUGAUCUCUUCGUUCGAGAGUCCUUCCAGUACGACUACGUCUUUGACUGGACCGUCUACAAAUAUCAGAAGAAUGCUCAAGCAAUUGCUCAAGCAGCUGGUAACCCCCCUGCCCAGGAAGAUGACGACAAGCCACGCCGUGGUCAUAACGGAACUGCCGCCGCCACUGGAGCACCAACACCCCAACACGCCUCUCAGGCUGGCAAGCCUGCCGCCAUCUCCAGCUCCCGCCGCAAAGCCAUCGAACGCGGUGCUAGCGGCAACGACCAAGGUGGUAGUGAUAGGAUGUGA